AAUGAAUGAAUAAUUUAGAAAGUUUCUAUUAAACCAAGAGAAAACUGAAGUUUAAUAAAAAAAGUCAGAAAAUGCACCUCCAAUUCGAUUGAAAACACAAUCCAAAAGAAAGACUAAUGUGGAUUUGGGUUAAGAAACAUUUGUUUAAAAGAAGGUGAAACCAGAUGAGAAGGAUGAUAAAAAAGAGCCUAAUCUCAUGGAGAAAUUAUAGAUGAAUCCCGUUGAUUUAGUAAAGUGUACUAAAUAAUACUCAUAUGGCAAUUAUAAAAAAUAUUACCAUCUAAGAUUAUAGCAAAAGUGGGAAGAUCCAAGAUUAACUAUUUUAGAUAGUUGUUAUUUUACUGAUAAAUCAAUUCUUGAUAUUGGUUGCAAUGAUGGCACGUUGACUUUAUUGAUUGCACUAAAGUUUAAAAUUAAUAUCAUUUUUAAGACAUUAUCCUAAAUUGAUUAGAGGAAUCGAUAUUGAUUAUACUUUGAUUAAUAAGGCAAUUGAGUAAAUGGUUCAUUUGGACGAUUAAUAGAAGAAAAUACAGAAAUAAGAAUUCAAGCCAAUCAUUGAGGAUUUGCCUGUGAGUUUUGAGAAAUACAUGGAACAACCUAGUUAAUAUUAAUUAUAACAUUAGUGUCUAAAGCAAUAGAAGAAUAAUUUAUUCAUUAGACCAUAGAGGAUAUGAACAAGGAGAACGAGCAAAACAGUAUUUAAUUUAAUUAGUUAGCAAAGGACAGCACAUUUCCACAUAAUGUUUAUUUUCGAGUGCAAAACAUUAUUGGUAAUAAAAAGUUUGAUGAAAAAUACGAUACAAUUUUAUGCUUAUCGGUUACUAAAUGGAUUCAUCUUAAUUUCGGAGAUGUUGGUAUCAAGAGAUUAUUCAAGACCAUCUCUAAUUCCUUGAUUGAAGGGGGUCACUUUAUUCUAGAACCACAAGAAUGGAAGAGUUAUAAAAAGAAGAAAUACUAUAGUACUGAAUUCAAAUAGAAUUAUAAGGAAAUCCAAUUAAAACCAUAGGAUUUCUCUAAGGUUUUGGAGAAAGAAUAUAAUUUCAAAUUAAUUUAAUAGAUAAAUCCGGAUGAUGAAAGUGCAAUAAAGAAGUCUAAAAGCACUUUUAGAAGACCAAUUCUAAUAUUUGAAAAGUAGAAGGAGAUUUGA
This is a messenger RNA of Paramecium octaurelia, 1147 nucleotides long. The record is from the annotation of a GenBank genome assembly. NCBI's taxonomy places the organism in Eukaryota, Ciliophora, Oligohymenophorea, Peniculida, Parameciidae.